Molecule: messenger RNA, 610 nt
Organism: Striga hermonthica
Lineage: Eukaryota; Viridiplantae; Streptophyta; Magnoliopsida; Lamiales; Orobanchaceae
Source: the annotation of a GenBank genome assembly
CAUUAUUGAAAGCCGAUCCUUGUAAUUUUGAGUACAUAUUAUGGGCAGUAUUUGAUGGAAGGGAACGAAAAGUGAAGAUGAAAAUCGAAUCCAGUGAGGAUAUCUUAGAGCUGAUUGAAGAACAAAAAACUCCCAACAUUUGCGUGGAGUUGGAGAAGCGAGUAAAUGCAGGUGUUUCGGGGACGGCGCAACAAAGCUUCACGCAAAUGAUGGCGUCCCAAGGUGUAUUUCCGAGUUCUUUUGGUGUUAGUAGUUCUGCAUUUUCCCACGAGGCCCCAUAUUCACAUCAAGCAAGCUUUAGUUCAUUUACACAUACUGGAUAUCCUCGGGGCGCUGAUGAUCAAACCGCGGGUUGUUCGAACCAACCAGGUCAUUCUCGUGACGAUGACAAUAAUGAUGACCAAACCAACACGCACAAUGGUGACUCAGGAGACGAAGACAAAGAGGUACAUGAGAAGGAAAUUUUCAAGCUUUUCAGGACGUGGUAUAGCGAGCAUAUUGAAGAGCUAAGAUUAAUCACCGACCAUAUUGAGGUUGAAAGUCUUGCAUAUAUGAAUCGAGGUAGCACCCGGCAAUCCGACGUUGAGCCACGAAUGUGGUCCCUUCCUAU